AUGUCAGAAUCUGAUUCUCAAGUCAUAAGUCGCAUGAACGCAUACGUAGUGCCGUCAUACAUACCAAAAGACGCACCAAGAGGCCCAGCUGCCAUGCGAGUGUCUCGUCCAACUCAAGACGAAGCCCAUGAUGAAAUCAACGACUGGUUAGAGUCGGGGCUACAGUCGUAUACAGAAGAGGGCCAGCGCAUUCGUGAUGCUUCGAACGGCGUCCAUCUACCAAAGCGUUCGACCGCGCUGACGAGCACGGCGGAGGUUGUUGGUAGACGUGAAGAGCCCGAAUCAGCUUCGCCGCCUCCUGCCUACCCUGAAGAACCUCCCGUGCCGCUCAAUGGAGACAACGCGAUCGUUUCCGCCCGCUCACAUGAGUCCAGGCAGUUUGGUGGGAUCGUCCGUCACAUCGCCGUCAGCGGUGACUACAACAACAUCCACUUGAACACCGGUACUGGGCAGCAGAAUAUCGCGCAUUACGACUAUCGCAGAUAUCGAGAUGAAGAGACUGCUCAGGAAUAUCACGAUGCUGGGAACGGCGGUGGCGGCGACGAAGGCUACGAUGGUGCGAACGAGGGCCGCAACGACCACGAAAAUGGUCAGGAAUACAGCCCAGAAUAUCGUUCGCCAGUAGGCGGCCGAGACGAUCGAGAUGGCUGGGGUGACGAUCGCUACGAUGAAGGGUACAACGGUCGUGAUGAUCGCCAAUAUGAUGAUUACGAUGAGAGGUACGAGCGUCGUGGCCGUCGCAACACGCCUGCACGUGACAGCCGGGCUGGUGCGCGCUACGAUGAUGACGACGGAUAUGGGAGUCACGGAAGUGACUAUAGCUAUGGUGAUGAGAGUGAGUACAGUGACUGGUAG
Messenger RNA from Alternaria novae-zelandiae, 855 nucleotides. RefSeq lists its product as uncharacterized. The coding region runs from base 1 to 855 and encodes 284 amino acids. The transcript has a single exon. The record is from RefSeq and is a predicted model, not a curated record. NCBI's taxonomy places the organism in Eukaryota, Fungi, Ascomycota, Dothideomycetes, Pleosporales, Pleosporaceae.